AUGCGACGGCACCGUCAGAGAGCAGCACAGAGACAUGCAAAUGAGCUCCGUCGUCUCGAAACCAACGGUAGCAUGAGACAGGUCACCGUGCAAAGAUGGCUAGACGAGCAAUCAACAUCUGAUAACCUGGAGCGAUUCGCAGGUGAAUCAUGCCCCAUCUGUCUCACGUCCCUUCUCGUGCCGUCGGCCUUAUCGCCAUCCGAUUCCACUGUCCAUCCUCAUCUGAAUCAAAAUCAGAAUCAGCCGCCAUCACCACCUGAGGCAGCACAUAUCUCACAUCACCAUCCCAAUCCAUUAUGCAGGCCUCAAACAAACAAUGACGACUACGACGGCUGCACUCGACCCCUUAGAGCUCCUACACCUCACGACUACCAGGGUGGAAGAUCAAACACCCAGUGUUCGUUCAGCGGCGUGCUGAUCCUCAACCGAUGCAACCACGCCUUCCACACAGCCUGUCUUGCAUCAUGGCUCCAGUACCGCCAGUACAGAUGCCCAAUAUGCGCGGACGUGCUCUUUCCCGGGUGA
Aspergillus puulaauensis is the source of this 525-nucleotide messenger RNA. Its product is annotated as RING finger protein. NCBI's taxonomy places the organism in Eukaryota, Fungi, Ascomycota, Eurotiomycetes, Eurotiales, Aspergillaceae. The record is from RefSeq and is a predicted model, not a curated record. The transcript has 2 exons. Gene Ontology annotation, molecular function: zinc ion binding. The coding region runs from base 1 to 525 and encodes 174 amino acids.